GAUGUUCGCCGUCGUCGCCGCGCGGCCGCCCCUGCGCGCGGUUGUAGGCAAGGCACAAGUCGUGGUCGAGGCGACGCCGACGCUCCUCCGCUGCGCCGCCGGCGUCGACGUCCGCGUGACGUCCACCUGGCAGGAGCGCGAUGUGAUAACGGCGGUCGACCAAUCCGUAUGCAUAAACUCGCGGCAGCGCACCGCACUGACUAUCGAUACAUCAACGUGUGCUACCGUCCGCGGCAAGGUCGAGGGCGACUUGAUUGAUAUCAGAGGAGCGAUGAUUGAAGUGGAGAGCGUGAGGGGCGAGACCGUCCGUCUACUGAGUGAGGGCGGCGUGGCGUCGACGAAGCUCGUGGAGGGCCUGGAGGUGGACGUAAGCGGCACUUCCAUAACUCUAGCGAAGCUCCAGGCGUCGCACGCGAAUAUAAGGGGAGACGACGUGUCCAUCGUGGCCGCCUACUGCCGAAAAUUAGAUGUGGACGCGACCGGCGCGUCGGCGGUCGACGCUAUACAAAUAGACGCCGCGCACGGCCACGUCGCCGCAACGGCUUCAAAUGGCGGCGUCUCGCUGCAGCGGUGCUCGGGGAGCUGUGCCAUUGAAGCCGCCGGGACCAUCUCCCUAGCCUUCGACGCGAUGAACGGCGACGCCGUGGCCUCUUCUGACCGAGGCGACGUCGACGUGAGCGUCGCUCCAAGUAUAGAAUGUGACGUUGAGCUCGAGGGUCGACAUGUCGACUGUGCGGGCGCGCCGAUGUUAAGGAGGGAGGUGGACGAGGCGGGACGAGUACAGGGCGCCUUGGAGGCAAAAAGGGAGCCGUCGCGCGCGGGCGCCGGCAAGGUCAACGUCGACGGCGCUUCACAACAAAAGUGGGACUCGUCCUUCAUUUCCGAUGAAGGCGGGCGCCCGCGCAUCGUCGCGCGCGCGCCGAAGGGGCGGGUCGCGCUCCGCGCGUUGUCGUGGAUCGACGCGAUCCGGCGCAAGGUCGGGCUGCCCGAGGGCUUCGAGAAGGUCCGGCGGUCUUCUUCUUCUUCUUCUUCGUAGUGUGUAGUAUAACAUGGCCGCGCGAAGCCGCCUCCCUCUUCAUCGUGUGAUGUGG
Molecule: messenger RNA, 1091 nt
Organism: Pelagomonas calceolata
Lineage: Eukaryota; Pelagophyceae; Pelagomonadales; Pelagomonadaceae
Source: the annotation of a GenBank genome assembly